AUGAGUCAACAACUCGUCCACGAGCUUGAGGUUGCUAGGUCAACUUCCUUGGAGGCUACGGUUUUUGGUGCUUCUUUAAAUACUAGAGAUGUUCCAAAAGGCCACUUUGCUGUUUAUGUAGGGGAAAAGCAGAAAAACAGAUUUGUUAUCCCCGUAUCAUUCUUGAGUGAACCUCUAUUUCAAGACUUGCUUAGUCAAGCUGAGGAAGAAUUUGGCUUUGAUCACCCAAUGGGUGGUGUCACAAUUCCCUGUAGCGAGGAUGUGUUCAUUGAUCGCUUGAAUAGGAUCUGAGGCUUUUCCUUUCACAGUUUUGUAAAGAAAAAGAUUUACAGUUUGUACAUUAGAGAAUUAGGAAAUACACAUUAUUUACAGAAAAUUAGAUAGAGGGGGCAACUCUGACUGUAGAUCCCAAUUUUGAAUGUAAUUUUCAGUAGCUGAUGUCUAAAAGAUAUACAACACUUUGUUCAGAUUCAUUCUUUAGCCAAUUUAGUUCAGUUUUCUUGUUGAAA
Messenger RNA from Solanum pennellii, 509 nucleotides. Its product is annotated as auxin-induced protein 15A-like. The coding region runs from base 1 to 291 and encodes 96 amino acids. Gene Ontology annotation, biological process: response to auxin. The record is from RefSeq and is a predicted model, not a curated record. The transcript is spliced from 2 exons. Lineage: Eukaryota; Viridiplantae; Streptophyta; Magnoliopsida; Solanales; Solanaceae.